UGACAGGCAUUGGGGAUCUCCCCAACACCCUGGUCCUCCCUUCUUCCCACUCUUCACCCCUCCCUUCGAGACCCCAUUACAGCUCGGACCUCAGGUACAUGCGGAUGACCCGGAGCGUGGACAACGUUCAGUUCCUGCCCUUUCUCACCACGGAAGUCAACAACCUGAGUUGGCUGAGUUAUGGGGCCUUGAAGGGAGACGGGGUCCUCUUCGCUGUCAACGCAGUGGGUGCUGCGCUUCAGGCCCUGUAUAUCUUCGUGUACCUGCACUACUGCCCUCGGAAGCAUGUUGUGCUCCUACGGACUGCAGCCCUGCUAGGGAUCCUUCUCCUGGGUUAUGGCUACUUUUGGCUCCUGGUGCCCGACACUGAGACCCAGCUUCAGCAGCUGGGUCUUUUCUGCAGUGUCUUCACUAUCAGCAUGUACCUCUCACCACUGGCUGAUUUGGCCAAGGUCAUUCAGAUGAAAUCAACCCAGUGUCUGUCCUUCUCACUCACCAUUGCCACCCUUCUUACCUCUGCUUCCUGGACCCUCUAUGGGUUACGACUCAGAGAUCCCUACAUCACGGUGCCCAACUCUCCAGGAAUCAUCACCAGCUUUAUCCGCCUCUGGCUUUUCUGGAAGUACCCCCAGGAACAAGACAGGAACUGUCGGCUCCUGCAAACCUGAGGCAGCUCACCUGACCACUAGGCACCUUAAUGCCAACUUGAUACCAAAGAGAGCUCCUUGUUUCAGCUGGUCCCACUGACCGGCUCUCCAGGUGCAGUGGGUUGUGGGAACAAGAGAUGACUUGGGAAAAUAGAAGGACCAAAGAAAAAAUUUAAUUAGAUAAUCAGGAGGAAACUAGGAGAUGAAAUCACUUUUAUUUUUUAGAGAGAUUAUUUUUUUUUAAUUUUGGAGGUUGGGGUCUUUAGACUAUGCCUUAAAAUAAAAGUGUUCCCCAACCCUGCC
Carlito syrichta (Philippine tarsier) is the source of this 950-nucleotide messenger RNA. RefSeq names its product solute carrier family 50 member 1 (gene SLC50A1). Gene Ontology annotation, molecular function: sugar transmembrane transporter activity. Gene Ontology annotation, biological process: carbohydrate transport. Gene Ontology annotation, cellular component: membrane. The record is from RefSeq and is a predicted model, not a curated record. Lineage: Eukaryota; Metazoa; Chordata; Mammalia; Primates; Tarsiidae. Bases 99 to 668 code for a protein of 189 amino acids. The transcript is spliced from 5 exons.